UAUCAGGACACAUAAGCUUCGAAGAAACCAGCUUUCAACACUUUUGUCUUGUUUCUUAUUUAUACCUUAAUCUAAUUCACACACAAGCAAGAAAAAAAAAACAAGAAGAAAAUCAAGCAACCCACAAAAAAAAAAAAACAAUGGUGAUCUUAACACCAUCAUCUUCUUCAACACCAAAAACAUCUUUUGAUUUCACUAAGAACACCAACAAUCACAGUCUCAGUGUCCCUGUCCCGUCUUCUUCUUCUUCUUCUUCUUCUCCUUUUUCUUACUUGAGAAGCAAGGAAGAAGCUGUUAUCACAACCAAGAAGCUCAUAGAACCCUGCGAACCCCUAAACAUGAGAAAAGAAGAUCAAGAGCUUGGCCAUAAGACGAACAAAGUGAAGAAAGCUCCGGAAGAUCCAGAGAUUGGUGUGUUUGGAGCUGAGAAGUACUUCAACGGAGACAUGGAUUCAGACCAGAGUUCUAGUGUUCUGUCUCUGACUAACCCAGAAGUUGAGAGAUUCGUUGUUGAAUCGAAGCAGAGCGAGAAGAGGUCUACUGGAACUCCGAGUGUCCGCUCUGACUCAAGCUGGAAUAGUCAGAGCAUAUUGCUUCAGAACAAAUUGGUUAAUAGCUGCAACAGUUCCUUGCAGGAGAAGAAACACAAUAGUGAUCAGAUUCCAAAGGUGAACAACAGUAAGAAGAGUUUUAUCUCGAACCUAAGGUGUAAAUGCGUGUGUUCUGAUGGGAACUCAGUCGAUGUCGAUGAUAAGAUCUCAGUUAAGAUUCAAAAGCAAGAAGAGUUGGUGCAGAGGAAGUCUCCUGAAGUGUUUGGUUCCCCUCUAAAUAUUGAUAAGAGGGUUUUUGUUCAGAAGAAGCUCACAGUUCCUCAAUGGGAAUCAAGAAUAGAGGAAGAAGACACAAAGAGUAAUUCAAGCUCGGAUCUUUUCGAGAUAGAAAAUCUUACACGGAAACCAAAACCUAUUCUUGGAAGGCAAGGAAGCGAUCCGGCUUCACCUACAUGUUAUGCUCCAAGUGAAGUUAGCAUAGAGUGGAGCAUAGUGACAGCAAGUGCAGCUGAUUUCUCAGUUAUGUCAGAAUGUGCAACAAGCCCUGUAAGAAGAAACCGAUCUUCACAGAUUCCUCAGAUCCCUACUAAUAGUUACAUCGAUAAAAACGCACCGCAGAGGCAGAAAUCAAGUAGCAGCGGAAGGGGUGGUUUCUUGAGCUGCAAGAGUCAUAAAUCUGUUAUGGUUUCUAGUGAUUCAGACAAAAGAAGUAGCAUGAACAAGACGUCCAUGAGUUAUGUUCCGAGAUUCCCAAUGGAGACUACUUAAACUAAGAGUUUUGAAACGCGAAGAAGGAUCAGCAGCAGCUCCAUUGCUCAUACACCAUCAUCUCUUCUGUACAGUCAGUAUUGAUUGCACAGUAAGUAAAACAAAAAAAGAUUUCAAUCUAUGACUUCUUCUUAUCUGUAAUGGCUAUUGAGUGAGAGAAGAUUUGUAAUUUUUUUUAUAUAAUGUCUUAUUGAUUUCUU
Brassica oleracea var. oleracea is the source of this 1519-nucleotide messenger RNA. Its product is annotated as protein PHYTOCHROME KINASE SUBSTRATE 1-like. Bases 141 to 1319 code for a protein of 392 amino acids. The transcript has a single exon. Gene Ontology annotation, biological process: phototropism. The record is from RefSeq and is a predicted model, not a curated record. NCBI's taxonomy places the organism in Eukaryota, Viridiplantae, Streptophyta, Magnoliopsida, Brassicales, Brassicaceae.